AUGCUGCCAACCAAACCAUCUUUUUCAUCGACCGAGCCAGAUGCUUUUGAAGCCUCAUUAAACCCGAGAUUGUAUGCCCAAAGACGUCAGCAACGACAACAACAACAGCAACAACAACAGCAACAACAACAGCAACAACAACAGCAACAGCAACAGCAACAGCAACAGCAACAUCAAAAGAAGCAAACAUAUAGUCCUCCUGUACCUCCUGCGCCUCCUGCCCAGCAAAAGCCACCCACUCCUCCACUUCCGCCUUUCACCAGUUCCCCUUCUACACCACCACCUGCUGUCCCCAGUAGCCCUCGUCCUCCCAAACCAAAUAGUCGAGAUUCGUUGGUGAGAACACUAAACCCUAUUUAUGCUGGAUUAGAAUGCCCUGCUUGUAAAAAAGCGAUUGAUGGAUCAGUUGUUUCUGCCAUGGAUAAAAUAUGGCAUAGCCACUGCUUCAAAUGUACAACCUGUCGAAAGACGCUAGAAAACGAGCAGUAUUUUGAAAAGGACGGUCAACCGUAUUGUGGAAAGGAUUAUAAGACUUUGUUUAGUUUGCAUUGUGAUUUCUGCCAUGAGCCCAUAGAAAAUAGCGCCAUAAGUGCUUUAGGUAAACAUUAUCAUGAGGGUCAUUUUGGUUGCACGGCCUGUCAAAAACCUUUUGGAGAUCAUAGUGCAUUUAUGGUGCAUGAAGGUAAACCCUAUUGCCAAGAAGAUUAUAUGAAAAUGUGUGGUAAAAAGUGUAGUGGAUGCUCUCAGUAUAUUUCGGGUGAAUAUAUCAAUGCUCUGGGACAGGAGUGGCAUAAAUCAUGCUUUAACUGCUUUGAUUGCAAAAAACCAUUUACGAACGGUACAUUUUUAGUAAGAGAUAAUAAACCUUAUUGCGAAGAACACUAUCAUCAUCCUCGACAACAACCUUCAACCCCAUUCGAAUCAAAGACUCAACAGCUGCCUCGACAACAGCAACAGGAAAGAAACCCACCUCCUAUCAAACCAAAACCCUCCAUUGCCAGAAAACCUGAUUUUUCUUAUGCCAGUAAUACUUCCAAGAUAGAGUCAAAAGUAACGGCUGCUGGAUCCACUGGGUCAUCUAAAAUAUGCCAUCAAUGUCAUAGCUCCAUUGAUGGUCCAUCUGCUAGUGCUUUGGGUCAUGAUUAUCACAUCCAUCAUUUCCAAUGCUGUCGGUGUAGUAGAGCCUUAUCCUCUCGUGUACCAGGAAUGUGGCAAGGUGAUGCAAGUGGAAACUUGAUUUGUAAGAUGUGCGCAUUGAAAAAUCAAUAA
Messenger RNA from Mucor mucedo, 1269 nucleotides. RefSeq lists its product as uncharacterized. The record is from RefSeq and is a predicted model, not a curated record. The transcript is spliced from 5 exons. Bases 1 to 1269 code for a protein of 422 amino acids. NCBI's taxonomy places the organism in Eukaryota, Fungi, Mucoromycota, Mucoromycetes, Mucorales, Mucoraceae.